This is a messenger RNA of Prunus armeniaca (apricot), 366 nucleotides long. NCBI's taxonomy places the organism in Eukaryota, Viridiplantae, Streptophyta, Magnoliopsida, Rosales, Rosaceae. The record is from the annotation of a GenBank genome assembly.
AUGGAGAAUAGAGUUAUGUGUUUAGUGAUGGGUUACUUGGUGUUAGGGUUUCUGGUGGCGCAGAGCAGUGCUAUUGAAAAUCCAGGAUGCUACGGCAAUUGCGUGGAUAAAUGUAAGAAAAGCAAAGGUCUUUUUGGGCUUGCCGCAUGUGGCGUUAUAUGCAUAGCUGAAUGUGCAUUCGACAGUCCUUCUUUACAUAGCGUCCCCAAAAACGAUCACUACUUCUGCAAGCUUGGAUGUGCUUCUUCCUUGUGUGCCAGUUUAUUGGAUCAAGAAAACCCAGAUACUGAGAAAGUGGGCGGCUGUGUAGAUUCUUGCUCAGACAGAUGCGCCACGAAUACCUUCUUACCACCUAAUGAGAAUUAG